This is a messenger RNA of Trematomus bernacchii (emerald rockcod), 3764 nucleotides long. Its product is annotated as hydroperoxide isomerase ALOXE3-like. Gene Ontology annotation, biological process: lipid oxidation; linoleic acid metabolic process. The record is from RefSeq and is a predicted model, not a curated record. The transcript has 16 exons. Bases 271 to 2328 code for a protein of 685 amino acids. Lineage: Eukaryota; Metazoa; Chordata; Actinopteri; Perciformes; Nototheniidae. Gene Ontology annotation, molecular function: iron ion binding; oxidoreductase activity, acting on single donors with incorporation of molecular oxygen, incorporation of two atoms of oxygen; protein binding.
ACUCAAGCUGGUUUCUCCAAAAUUACCUACCCCACCUUUAAAUUAAUAGUAUGUAAUUGAUGUACAAUUACAACAGCAAUGUGCUUGCUGUUGUUAUUCCAAAGUGAACUUUCCCAUGGGAAUCUAAAUGCCAUCAAAAAAAGCCUCCGGGCUGAAUGAAUCGGUUCCUAUAAAACCAGACGUUCCUAGAGCAUGACCUACAUUCUCGUGGAGGCAGCAACAGGUACUGAGAGCUGAAGCUGGUGGUUUUCUUCCCUUCUUUUGUGUGUGAUGUGCUCCCCCGUCGACCCUAUCUCCCCACUGUCUCCACAGGUGACCAUGGCUGAGUACAAGCUAGAGAUAACAACGGGUGAUCUGCAAUAUGCAGGAACAUCGGACUACAUUUAUGUCACCUUAUUUGGAACUGAGGGGCAGAGUGAGCGAACUUUGAUGGACAACUAUGGCUUCGACUUUCAAACAGGGGCACCAGGGAGCUACACCUUGAAAACCAGUUUUUCUCUGGGCAAACUUCUGCUGGUUAAGGUUGAGAAGGACCAGUAUUUAUGUCUCCCAGAGGAUGAGUGGUACUUCUCCAAAAUGGUGGUGACGACUCCAGAAGGAGAUGUUAUUCUUUACCCCUGUUACAGAUGGAUUGGCAGGGGAGAAAUGGUGGAGCUGAGAGGAGGGAGAGCAAUGAAAGCUUUUGAGGAUGAUCACCCCCUGUUGAUUGACCACCGGAAGAAAGAGCUGAUGCUCAAAAAGAGCUUGUUCCUAUGGAAGAGUAUGGGUGAAGGACUACCCCAUUUCAACAGUUUCAAUGACGUGUCUGAGCUCCCAGCUGAAAUCAGCUACUCCGAUUCCAGAACAGCUGACAUCAAUUACUCAAGAAAAAAAAUUGCUAUUGAACUCAAGGUUAAGGGGCUGCUAGGAUCUACUGCAGAAUGGGAGAGCAUUGAAGACAUAAAAAAAAUAUUCUGUUUUAAAAAGACAACAAUAUCAGAGUAUGUUGCAGACCACUGGAUGGAAGAUGACUUUUAUGGAUAUCAGUUCCUGAAUGGAGUCAACCCCGGUGUUAUAAAGCGCUGCUCAGAGCUUCCCACAAACUUCCCGGUCACAGAGGAAAUGGUGAAGCCGUUCCUGGAAGAGGGAAGCUCUCUGCAGAAGGAAAUGGAGAAAGGCAAUAUGUUCCUUUAUGACCAGAAGAAGAUGGAUGGAAUUCCCCCUGCAGCCUAUAAUGGUGAACCUCUGCACGUGACUGCUGGUCUCUGUUUGCUCAACGUGAACCCAGAAAACAAACUGAUGCCAAUUGCAAUACAGUUGAAUCAACAACCAUCUGAGAAGAACCCCAUCUUCCUGCCCAGUGAUCCAGAAACUGACUGGCUGCUAGCCAAGAUGUUCAUAAAAAAUGCAGAUUCCAUGGAUCACGGAUCAGUCCAUCACUUCAUGAGAAUUCACCUUCUGGCAGAGGUUUUCGCUCUUGCAGCUCUCCGCAGCUUCCCUGUGAUUCACCCAAUGUACAAGCUGCUGUUUCCUCACUUCCGGCACACUCUUUACCCAAACAUUAAAGCCCGCCUAACUCUAUUCGGACCUGAUGGUGUUUUAAGUAAGAGUUCACUUGGACUUGAUGGAAUACAUGAGCUCAUGAGAAGGGAUCUCUCUGAAAUGACCUACAGCUCUCUCUGUCUGCCGGAGAACAUCGCUGCACGAGGACUGGAGUCUAUCCCCAACUUUUACUACAGAGAUGAUGGCCUGAAGCUGUGGAACAUCAUCCAAAGCUUUGUGAAGGCAGUAGUGGAGCACUAUUAUCCCUCAGACUGUGAGGUGCAUAGAGACACUGAGCUGCAGGACUGGAUCAGUGAGGUCUUCACACAUGGCUUCUUAGGAGACAAAGCGUCAGGGUUUCCAGCAGCCUUUCAUACUGUCGAGGAAGUGGUCAAGUUCACAACCAUGGUGGUCUUCACAACGACGGUUCAACAUGCUGCCGUACACAGUGGGCAGUAUGACUACAGCUCCUGGGGCCCCAACGGCACGUUCCUUCUGCGCAAACCUCCUCCGACCACCAAGGGGCAGUCAAGCAUGAAGACGGUCCUGGAGACCCUCCCGAAUGUUGGCGAGACAGUCAGAUUAGCAGCGUUGUUUUGGUUGUUUUCAGACAGAUACUCAGACUAUAUUCCCUUGGGAACAUACCCAGAGGAACGAUUUGAUGAGCCUGAGCCUAAGCAGAUGAUAAAGGACUUCCAAGCAGCAUUGUCGUGCCUCAGUGAAGCAAUAACAACAAGAAACGCACAUCUUGAACUACCCUACUCAUACCUGGACCCUGCGGAGAUAGAGAACAGCGUUUCUAUUUAAGCAGAUCUGCGAUUGUAUCCAUGUAUUUCUCAUCACCUAUUUUACAUUCUGGGAGGUCAGUUAGACUUUUGAUAUAAUACAUACUGUAUAAAAGCUGGGGCAGAUAGAUGAGGUGUAAUGGAUAAUUCAUUAGCAGGGACCACGCCAAAAAAGUGUGAUGUUUGUAGGUUUAUUGCAAGAAGUAACAAAUGAAUUGAUAUGGAGGGGGUGAUGAGAUAUUCUGGUCUGGGAGGACGUGCUAUGGGAGACUUAGAGUGGGGGUUCCGUCUCCGGCAUGAUCUGCUCGGGCUGAUUACGGGCCCCCAGACAAUUCCUAGAAUUAGACAUUUUAAAAUAUACACAAGUUAAAUAUGAAUGGUGACAGGCAGAGGAUGUUGGGAAGUAGGGAUCAAGGGAUGUAGGGAUGUAGGGAUGAAGGCAUGAGGGAAGGGAGGGAUGAAGGGAUGUUGUGUGGCGCAGUGGAUUAGUGCUUUGGUGUUCGGAUCAGGGGAGCACAGGUUCAAACCCCACUGCAGUCAGCAUGUCGUUGUGUCCCUGGGCAAGACACUUCACCCCAAAUUGCUCCUGUGGGGAUUGCCCACAGUAUCUAGUAUGUAAGUCGCUUUGGAUAAAAGCGUCUAACAAGUAACAUGUAAUGUAAUGUAAUGUUGGGAUGAAGGGAUGUAGGAAUUUGGGAUGAGGGAAGGGAGGGAUAAAGGGAUGAAGGGAUGUCUGGAUGACGGGAUGUAUGGAUUGAGGGAUGAAUGGAUGUAGAGGUGUAUCGCUCAGUAGGAGGUAGAAGGGGAACCGUAUGGGUAGAUGGUAGGGGGAGGGUGGGUUGAGAGGAUGGAGACAAGCUAUGGCCGGAUGUUUGGCCGGGAAUAAUUAGAGAUGGCCGUGAUUAGAGACGGGGUUGGGCAUGCUCCUGAACCUAGGUUAACAAGUUAACUUCAUUUAGUAAGGUGUUGCUCUGGCCCCUAUUUAUCGAUUACAGGCAAAUUGAUAACAAAAUAGGGUGAAUGUUUUCUUUUUUCUCUCUGUGUAUUUUGUUGUCUCAGACCUUCUUAACCACUUAAGCCCGAUUGCCCCCGCCGGCGGGAAGAAACUCAGCUAUAAGUAAUGUUUUAUUUUUAGACGGAAACUAUAAUUUAAAUGUUUUCACUAUGUUCAAUCUGAAUUGACUUUAAAAUAAAAACAUCUAUAUUGAUUCUGACACUUCUACAGCCAACUCACAAGUGUAUAAUUGCUUUGAGAAAAAAGUUUAUUAAUUUACUUUUAGAAGUUAAGAUAUAGUCAUUUGUUCUGGGCAUGUCAUUUUCGAGCCUGAGGCCUGAAAAACAGGCUCAGGGUUUAACAGGUUAAUGUAUAUUGAAUGCAGCUACUGUGUGUUUAACGUUAGUGAAGGUUCCUCUUUCUUUUUCUCUAUUAGCAAUUAAUAAAAAAGCUAUUUAACUUCU